UCCACACACACCGGCAACAAACACAUACACACACACACUCCCUCUCCGAGCCGGACAGCACAGCCCCUGGCCCGGCAGCCCGGCAGCGGAGGACACAUCCAGGCUUCCAGGCGCCGCAGCCCGCUGUGACAGUGGACCUUACGUCGCCUUACUUUGUGGACAUGGGAGACAUGGGGGAUCCGCCGAAAAAGAAGCGGCUGGUGUCUCUAUGCGUGGGCUGCGGGAACCAGAUCCACGACCAGUACAUCCUGCGGGUCUCCCCGGACCUGGAGUGGCACGCAGCCUGUCUCAAAUGUGCCGAGUGCAGCCAGUACCUGGACGAGUCGUGCACGUGCUUCGUCAGGGACGGAAAGACUUACUGUAAACGGGACUACAUCAGGUUAUACGGGAUUAAAUGCGCCAAAUGCAACAUCGGCUUCAGCAAGAACGACUUCGUGAUGAGGGCCCGCUCCAAGGUCUACCACAUCGAGUGUUUCCGCUGCGUGGCCUGCAGCCGGCAGCUCAUCCCGGGGGACGAGUUCGCUCUACGGGAGGACGGGCUCUUUUGUCGGGCCGACCACGACGUCGUUGAACGGGCCAGCCUGGGCCCCGGAGACCCACUCAGCCCGCUGCACCCCGCCAGACCGCUGCAGAUGGCAGCAGAACCAAUCUCGGCCCGGCAGCCCGCGCUGCGGCCUCACGUCCACAAACAGCCAGAGAAGACCACCCGGGUCCGGACGGUGCUGAACGAGAAGCAGCUACACACGCUGCGGACUUGCUACAACGCCAACCCAAGGCCCGACGCCCUAAUGAAGGAGCAGCUGGUGGAGAUGACCGGCCUCAGCCCGCGGGUCAUCCGGGUCUGGUUCCAGAACAAGCGGUGCAAGGAUAAGAAGAGGAGCCUGCUGAUGAAACAGCUGCAGCAGCAGCAGCCCAAUGACAAGACGAACAUCCAGGGAAUGACAGGAACCCCAAUGGUUGCGGCCAGUCCGGAACGGCACGACGGCGGCAUCCAGGCCAAUCCAGUGGAGGUGCAGAGCUACCAGCCGCCCUGGAAGGUCCUAAGCGACUUCGCCCUGCAGAGCGACAUCGAUCAGCCGGCCUUCCAACAACUGGUCAGCUUCUCGGAGGGAGGACCGGGUUCGAACUCGACGGGCAGCGAGGUAGCGUCCAUGUCGUCUCAGCUUCCAGACACGCCGAACAGCAUGGUAUCCAGUCCCAUCGAGGCCUGAGCGGACGCCGCAUGGACGGACUAAACUGAACACACAGCCCCCCCGUUCAUCCCACCCCCCCCGACUGCACCAAACAACCCCCUGGUUGUAUUUUGACACUGUGAAGACAAUCAUGGGAUUUUUUUUACCACAGCCACCCAUUCUAAUGUCCAUCCAGAAGGGGACAGACGGAUGCGUAGUCAUGGCCGGUGCUGCACGCUCACACGCCUGGUUACAGUUGCCAAAACGAGAAGACAUGAACUCCAUCGAUACAUGGGACCUCUGAUAGGAGAGAAACCUAAAUCCUGUACUUGCGAAAUGCUGUGCGCUAGCCUUCUUUGAAUAGAAAACAAUGACUGGUGAUUUUUUAAUUCGAUACCGCACCUCAUUAUUUAAUAGACCAUUUGGAGGGGAACAGCACUGCUUUUCUUCAUUUAAUUACACCAUUUCCUUCAUGACCCGAGUACUAAAGCAUUUGCAACAAGGUAUACCUCUAUUUUGCCACAAGCUUCGUGGGACAUUUGUGUGAGUUAGUGUCCGUCCGAGAUUUUUUUUUCUUUCCCAAAGAUGUGUAUAAUUAAUAAUAAGUUAAAAAAAAUCCGUUAGCUCUGGAAGAAAAUGUUUCUUUUGUUCCCGUGCAACAAAAAAAUAUUUAUUAUUUAUUGUCGACAAAUUUGCCACCUUUUGUGUAACUUUCUUAACUGAAGUAAAAAGAAACAAAAAAAGA
This is a messenger RNA of Dicentrarchus labrax (European seabass), 1917 nucleotides long. It is a transcript of the gene isl1a, whose product is annotated as ISL LIM homeobox 1a. Bases 162 to 1211 code for a protein of 349 amino acids. Gene Ontology annotation, biological process: positive regulation of transcription by RNA polymerase II; axonogenesis; neuron fate specification. The record is from RefSeq and is a predicted model, not a curated record. The transcript has 6 exons. Gene Ontology annotation, molecular function: DNA-binding transcription factor activity, RNA polymerase II-specific; cis-regulatory region sequence-specific DNA binding. NCBI's taxonomy places the organism in Eukaryota, Metazoa, Chordata, Actinopteri, Moronidae. Gene Ontology annotation, cellular component: nucleus.